AUGGCUCAAGAUCCCAGAGCACUCCUCGCAAAGGCCGACAAGGCAGCUGCCUCCGCGCAGGGAGGCUUCAGCUUCUUUGGCGGUCGCCAGGAAAAGCUCGAAUCUGCCGCAGACCUUUACACUCAGGCCGCCAACGCCUUCCGAAUGAAUAAACUAGGCAGAGAAGCUGGUCAAGCUUUUGAAAAGGCAGCAGAGAUUCAACUUAAGAUCAAUGAGCCAGACGACGCCGCGAACACUCACGUGGAAGCUUACAAAGCCUACAAGAAAGAUGAUCCUUCGGCGGCCGCGCGCGUUCUCGAAAAAGCAAUCAGUCACUACACUCUAAAGGGCAACUUCCGCCGCGCCGCAACACACCAGCAAAAUCUGGCGGAGUUGUUUGAGCUUGAGUUGGGCGAUAUUAAGCGCGCGAUCGAUGCCUAUGAGCUAGCUGGUGAUUGGUUUCAAGGCGAUAAUGCAGAGGCUCUGGCGAAUAAGGUGUUUCUAAAGGUUGCAGAUCUGGCGGCUCUGGAGCAGAUGUACCCGAAGGCUAUUGAGCGCUAUGAAGGCGUUGCAAGGAGCUCAGCGGGGAACAACUUGAUGAAAUGGAGCCUGAAGGACUACUUUUUGAAGGCCGGCAUUUGCCAUAUGGCUGCUGGGGAUAAAAUCGCUGCAAAGCGAGCUCUUGAAAGCUACACAGAGAUGGACAUAACGUUCCCAAGUACCCGUGAAUGCCAGUUGUUACAAAGUAUCAUCGAAGCUGUUGAUCAAGGGGAUGAUGAGGCGUUCUCGGAUACGGUGUUCCAAUAUGACCAGCUGAGUAAACUUGAUAAGUGGAAGACCACAAUGCUUUUGAGGGUCAAGGAGACUAUUAUCAACGAGGAUGACUUGGCCUAA
This is a messenger RNA of Morchella sextelata, 873 nucleotides long. RefSeq lists its product as uncharacterized. Gene Ontology annotation, cellular component: SNARE complex; vacuolar membrane. The record is from RefSeq and is a predicted model, not a curated record. Bases 1 to 873 code for a protein of 290 amino acids. Gene Ontology annotation, molecular function: syntaxin binding; soluble NSF attachment protein activity. Gene Ontology annotation, biological process: SNARE complex disassembly; intracellular protein transport. Lineage: Eukaryota; Fungi; Ascomycota; Pezizomycetes; Pezizales; Morchellaceae. The transcript has 5 exons.